CGGUGUUUUAACUUCUUUGCUAGCUACUCCUCCCGGAAGCAGUUAUCGCGCCGUGUCUAAACUAACUCGAAAGAAGCAGCAAUACUACUUUUAUAAACUGCGUAGCUACGUUUGGUCGUGAACGGCCGCUGAGUCAAAAAAAGCGACUCGAAGUUACAAACACGAGAGAAGACUUUUCGUCGAGUUUCGCUGGCUUACUUUGUCAUGAGAUUAGUUUGAGUGUAGUUGGUUAACCUAGGUAUCUUAGGCUCCCUCCCACUCUCUCCUCCCUUCAGUUUCCUGGAGACCAGUCUGAACACUUAGUCCGACGCUUUUCCGUGGCUAGGCGUUACUACGAGCCCAAGAGGGAAGCUCGUUCACUGAACUUUCUUCUUCACCACGGCAGGAAGAAGGCCGGGCACGGCCGGGUACGGGCGGGCGGGCGCUAAAUGGAUUUGGAUUAGCACUUCUUGCUGUGUAAAACCCCCGAGAAGACUCUGUGAUUUGACCUGGAUUUUUUCUCCUCCGGUGCUAGCCUAAUCUAGCUGUAGCAGUUAGCUAAUCUAAUCGGGCAAAUCCUCCUCCUGCCUGCACUGCGCCCUGAUCCACGCCUCGCCCUCAGUUCCCCAGUUCCAGCUCCGUGCGUCUGUCUGUGUGUCUGUCUGUCUAUGCGGAGAUGAUGAUGAGCCCUCAGCCGGUUUCCCGUUUGUCACUCAGGCUGAGGAUUUCGGGUUAGUUGGCACCGUUUGUACCUGCACUUCGUUCUUCUUUCAUGUGAGCAGCUCUGUCUUUGGAAGUGGACGAACUUCUGAACUUCUCAUGGAGUUGAACUCGGGCAGCUCGGGCUGAAAGUAAGUGGGCCGCUCGCUCUCUCGGAGCCGGGAGGAGAGGAGGAGGAGGAGGAGGAGAGGCACUAUGGCAUUAAGGGGGCGAAGAAGCCGCUCAAAGUUACUGCUGUGCAUUCUCGGAGCCUCGGUGUUUGUGUACUUCGUAUUUCACAGAAGCAGCCCUUCAGGCGAGGUCGGUCGGCCAAACCGACGAGGGGUGUCAGACGGCGGCAGCAUCGAUGUGGAGGACUCCGAGUCUCUGAAGAGACCCGUCUAUGAGAAGCCUCCGUUAGAUUUAAAUGCGCUGGGAGAGAUGGGCAGAGCCGUUAAACUAGACCUGACGGGAGAGGAGAAGAUAAAAGAGGAGGAGAGCAUUAAAAAACACCAGAUAAACACGUACGUUAGCGACAGAAUCUCUCUCCACCGCAGGCUGCCGGAGAGAUGGAACCCGCUAUGCAAAAAUCUGAAAUAUGAUUACCAGAGCUUGCCCUCCACCUCAGUGGUGAUUGCCUUCUACAAUGAGGCCUGGUCCACUCUCCUACGCACAGUGCACAGUGUACUGGAGACAUCACCUGACCUACUGCUUACAGAGGUGAUUCUGGUGGAUGACUACAGCGACAGAGAACAUUUGAAGCAGCCUCUGGAGGACUACAUAGCCAGCCUGAGGAAAGUUCGUCUGAUCCGAGCCAGGAAGAGAGAAGGUCUGGUCAGAGCUCGGCUCUUGGGUGCCUCCAUCGCCACGGGCGAAGUGCUGACUUUCCUUGACUGUCACUGUGAAUGUCAUGAAGGCUGGCUGGAGCCCCUGCUUCAUAGAAUAAAGGAGGAACCCUCUGCUGUUGUGUGCCCAGUAAUAGACGUAAUUGACUGGAACACUUUCCAGUACUUAGGGAAUCCGGGAGAGCCCCAGAUUGGGGGCUUUGACUGGCGCCUGGUUUUCACUUGGCACACUGUUCCUGAAUACGAGCAGAAACGAAGGCGCUCCCCUAUUGAUGUCAUCAGAUCUCCAACCAUGGCUGGUGGCCUGUUUGCAGUCAGCAAGAGGUAUUUCCAUUACCUGGGUACAUACGACACAGGAAUGGAGGUUUGGGGAGGAGAGAACCUUGAGUUUUCUUUCAGAAUCUGGCAAUGUGGAGGAAGUUUGGAGAUCCACCCCUGCUCACAUGUGGGCCACGUCUUUCCCAAAAAGGCUCCAUACUCGCGCAGCAAGGCUCUUGCUAACAGUGUACGGGCAGCAGAGGUCUGGAUGGACAGCUACAAGGAACUGUACUACCACCGCAACCCCCAUGCACGCCUGGAGGCGUAUGGUGAUGUGACGGACAGACGGAAACUGAGGAUGCGUCUAGACUGUAAGGACUUCAAGUGGUAUCUAGAGAACGUCUAUCCUGACAUCCAUGUCCCAGAAGAUCAGCCUGGCAGGUUUGGAAUGUUAAAGAAUCGAGGUAUGACCAACUAUUGCUUUGACUACAAUCCACCUGAUGAGCAUAAUGUGGUGGGCCACAGAAUCAUUCUGUAUCCAUGUCAUGGCAUGGGCCAAAACCAGUUCUUUGAGUACUCCUCAGACAGUGAGAUCCGGUACAACACGAGGGAACCUGCCGGCUGUGCCGUGGCUGACCCAGUCUCCACCUUCCUCACCAUCAGCCUAUGCAGAAAACCCCGAGAGCCAGUGCCGGAAGAUCAGAAAUUUGUGCUCAAAGAGGAUGGCACUCUGUACCAUGUCCAAACUCAGAAGUGUGUCGAAGCUGUAAAGACAAUGGACAACGGCAACCCUGGUCCUGCUCUUCGGCCUUGCACUAGCUCAGCCUACCAGCAGUGGUUCUUUGAGGAGAGAGCGUAACAGAAAGGAACCUUCCAGAAGCUUCCAGCACUUUCUCUGCAGUUUAGCAGCGAUAGAGUCAGGUUUGAAAGGGCAUUGUACAAAAAAGGCAGUUCUGUCACUCAACAAAUAUUCAUGCAUGUCCUUGCCCCAGUGUGUAUCACUUUAUUUCACUCACUCUGCUGAAUUUGGUGCUCUUUUCAUGCGAGUGUAUUUCUGGAAUUUCAAACAGUGGGAGGGAGGUGUAGACUUUAUUUCCACUGUUUAAAAACUAUGGCAUUAUAGCUAAAGAGCUGAAAGUGUCGACUAAAUCAGAGUUUCUUAGUCAGUGCAAACAUGUUUUUGAUCUUAAGCUCAGAUUAUUAUUUUGAAGUACUGAUUUUCUUUUUAGAAUAAUCUGUGUGUCGUUAUUCUCCAGCAGGUGCUCAGUAUUACUGGCUGAAACAUACGCAGCACAUUCUAAACAUCAGUUUUGUCCAGACUUCAGUGCUAUAACUGAAUAUUCAGACUGGCAUUUAGAAUAACACAAGCUGGUCAUUUGUGUUAAUCAACUUUACUGUGAGCUCUUCAGUGUCUGUAUAUUUAAAGGAGCUCUGCUUGUUUAUAUCUAAAACUCACCUUCACAAUUUACUUCGUCAUCAAAGUUACCUCUUCGGGCAGCUGGAUCGCUCCCCAUCCCUCCACUCCCCUCACUCCCAGCAGGCUGUGGUGUGCAUUUUUGGCUCAUUAUUGAGAUGAACAGCCACAGUGAUAUACACAGUGGCAUUGCUGCAAUUAUCAUUAUGAACCACUUGAUGGUGCCAACUCCUCCAUUUUCUCCUACAUAUCCUUCUGCCCUGUCCUCCAUGUUCUCUCUUCAGCUAACGCUGAUCAUUUACACGACCCACGUUCCAAUUACAGUAGUUCACGUUGCUGGUCUUAGCAGUGCCGAAGCAUUUAAAGUUCAGGAUGAAGAUUAAUCAUGAUGCUGACAUUUAAAAUCACACAUUAGCCUACCUCUUAUAGUCAUGCACCUGCUGAUGGGGACAUAAAAAAUGGGUAGCUUCAAAAUGGGACCAUGUUUUGAAGAAAUAUCAUGACCUGAAGGGGCUUUCCGUAGAUACUAGGUGAUCCUAUUAAUCAAAUUGUUUUUUACUUUCUCUUUUUCAUGCACUCCGUCAAUAAUAACCUGUGUAGAGUGUUUGGACGUAAACCUCUGUAGAUCCUUCAGAUUGUAACUGAGUAAUCGGUCAUUGAGAGUGAGUGUUCCACUACUUUGAUGCUGAUUUUUCACUGUGCAUACAUUAACAAAUUAAUAGACAGAAAUCAGUGUCCUAAAUUAUUAAUUAUUCUUGUUUAUUACUAUAAUAACUGAUGUUCUGUGCAGCGAGGAACUGCACUAUUUUUUUAAUGUAAUUUAUAAUUUUUUUCACUGAUGUAAGUGCCUUACUUUGUGUUACAGAAGACACAAAUCUUUCUCAGUGGUCUAAGAGAUUGCUUGUUAACAUUCUUUGCUGAAGUCAUUUCCUCUGAGCUGGAUGACUUUACAGAUGAGGUUUUGGGUGAGCAGAACAGAGUCUGUUGAUUCUCUGCAUUUCACCAAACAUUGUUUGAGCUGAGAUUAUGUGACACUGACAAAAUACUGCACAGAUGUUCAUGGAACUUCUGCAGAUAAGCAGGAGGUUGUCUGAUUUAUUAUCUGUGGAUUUACACUGGAGCCUAUUGUGUCAACGAUGGGGGAGCUUCCCCUGUCAGAGCCUCAAAAUGCUAGAGUGCAGAGAAUGGUUAACUGGUGAGGAGAAUAUAAACCUGUGGACAGUUUCCACUGAUGUUCAUGAGUCUCCAAGAAACCAAUUAUGAUCUGAAUAAUUGAAAUCCAUUCCGCUUCAUAAAUAUUAACUUUGUGUCAUCCACAAACAGGAAAAUGUAUACAGUGUCCACUACAUGGAAAAGAUAUACAGCUCUGCAACAACAUCUUUUUAUCAAACAUACUAUUAUAUAGUAUUAUAAAAUCAGAAACAAAUGUACUCUUUUCAUUUAAAAGUACUGGCCAUUGCUAACUGGUUCACUAAGGGCUAUGAAUAAUUCAUAUAUCUGCGGUGUGUUUUUGACCCACUGGUAUAUGCACUUUAUUUGUGAAGCAAUGCUACAGCAGAAGCAUUAACUGAAAGGAGCAAUUACAGUGGGUUCCAGAAGUCUGAGACCACAAGUUGAAAAGCUUCUAUAUUGCAUGCUUUUCUACUUAAAUACAGAGUUUUUCAUUGCAAGCGAUGCUAUCAGUAUAACAGUUUGAGUGAAAAGUUAAGUCUUUUGAAGUGUUUACAUGAGUUUUUUCUGAAGUAUUUGUUUGCUUUUUUGCUUUAAUGACGGCGAGCACUCGAGCUGGAUUAGACUCCACGCCUUUCAUGAGUAAAUUGAAUGCACCCGAUAGUUGUCUGAACCUUUGUGUACAAAGGCCUUGACAUGGUCAAUGUAAAAAAAAAAAAAAGGCUUAAAUUUCAGUAGUGACCUUAAAUAGUGUGAAGCCUUUAAUAUUUCUCAUUUAUUUCGCUUGUCAUCAUUUUUGGAGAAAACUCUAAAUCAUAAAACUUUAUUUCUGUUUAUUUGUAAACCACUGAGAUUGUUAACAUGGUCUCAGACUUUUGGAUGCCACUGUAUGCCAGGCCUCUGCUGAUUCUCAACAAUCUACUCUGUUUCUAACAUUAUAGUAAUGUCAUUGAGAUGGGAUUUACAGUGAAGAAAUGAUUUUUGGGAAGAAAUCUAAAUGCUGGUGACUUCAGGUAACUUUGUUGCUGUUAUCCAAGUGCCCUUGACAUAUCAUAAAUUAAUUUACAGCUUUUUUUAUAUAUUUCCAGUAACUUGUAAUUAAAAUCUUUGUGCUUUCUGGUGGAGUUUGUACUUUUCAAAUGACAGUAGGCCUUUUGAAGAAUCAGGCAUGUUUCAGGUGAAUCUGGGUUUUGUUUGUAUUUUGUAUCUUAACAUUUAAAAUAAAACCUUUCAGUAACAGUU
Messenger RNA from Pygocentrus nattereri (red-bellied piranha), 5607 nucleotides. RefSeq names its product UDP-N-acetyl-alpha-D-galactosamine:polypeptide N-acetylgalactosaminyltransferase 12 (gene galnt12). The transcript is spliced from 10 exons. Lineage: Eukaryota; Metazoa; Chordata; Actinopteri; Characiformes; Serrasalmidae. The record is from RefSeq and is a predicted model, not a curated record. Gene Ontology annotation, cellular component: Golgi apparatus. The coding region runs from base 895 to 2640 and encodes 581 amino acids.